GUGUGCGGCGGUGUGACGUUGCGUCCGUUCCGCGAAUCGAGGGAGGAGAAUCGAGAAUCGAGAGAGUGCCGCUCUCCGUCACUCCGCGACCGAAUCUCGAGUGCGUGCGGUCGUCGUGUGCGGCUUCGCGUGCCCUCCCCGCUCGUGUCUGUUGGGCGGCCUGCUGCUACUCGGCGUACGGCGUGUCAAAUUCGAUGUGUUGACAUCGCGGCGCGCGCGACGCGACGGCGAGAGUGAACAUAUCCUGACCUGUCCGUUCUCCAGCCCGUGUUCACGAAACAGCGACGCGCAAGAGACAGGCAAGACCGCACGAUGUCGGCGAUCUUCGACAUCGAGCUGCAGGAAGCAGGACCGCUGCACAGGGACGAGUCGGAGGACGACGACAUCAUCGAGAUCGACGCGGAGGAAUGCGUCGCGCUGAACCUGAAUGAGAUCGUAAACUCGUCGGACGUGGAGACGGAGCCGAUAGAGCAGAUUGUCAAUCGCGCGCGCGAUAAGGUCGGGCCGGAGGACUUCGAGUUGCGCAAAGUUAUCGGAAAAGGUGGCUACGGCAAGGUGUUUCAGGUGCGCAAAAUAACGGGAAACGACAGCGGCACUCUCUUCGCUAUGAAGGUAUUGCGCAAGGCUUUGAUUGUAAAAAAUCAGAAGGAUACAGCUCACACUAGAGCCGAGAGAAACAUCUUGGAGUCUAUAAAGCAUCCUUUUAUCGUAGAUCUCAAGUACGCUUUCCAAACUGGUCAUAAGUUAUAUCUGAUACUGGAAUACAUGUGCGGCGGUGAGUUGUUCCGACACUUAAAUGCCGAAGGAAUUUUCAUGGAAGAUACCGCGCGUUUUUACUUGUGCGAAAUUACAUUAGCUCUGCAACACCUACACUUGCAAGGAAUUAUAUACAGAGAUUUGAAACCAGAAAAUGUUCUAUUGGACGCAGACGGACAUAUUAAGUUAACUGAUUUUGGGUUAUGUAAAGAGCAUAUACAGGAGGGUGCUCUUACUCAUACAUUUUGCGGGACUAUCGAAUAUAUGGCACCUGAGAUCUUAACGAGAAGUGGACAUGGGAAGGCGGUAGACUGGUGGAGCUUAGGAAGUUUAACAUAUGACAUGCUUACAGGAGCUCCACCAUUUACUUCAAGCAGCAGAAAGAAAACUAUUGAGAAGAUUCUACGUGGCAAAUUAACUUUUCCAUUAUAUGUAACGGCCGAUGCUAAAGAUUUUAUUCGAAAAUUACUGAGGAGACAAGUUCCGCAAAGAAUGGGAUCUCAGUUGGAUGGUGAAGAAGUAAAGAGACACAAAUUCUUCAGACAUAUCAAUUGGGACGACGUUAUAUCUCGACAGUUAGAACCUCCUUUUAGACCACAAUUGUCUAGCAAAGAAGACGUAUCACAAUUUGAUAAUAAAUUUACCGCUUCAUCGCCAGUUGAUUCUCCAGUCGACUACACUUUGAGCGAGUCAGCUGACGGGCUGUUCCAAGGAUUUACAUAUGUAGCACCAAGCAUAUUGGAGGAUGUACUUCUUCAACAACCUUACCUAAAUACCAUGUCACCACCAUCAGUCAUAAAAGCCAGAAGUCCUCGCAAAGCAACUCGUGGUUUUUCACCUCGGACGACGCAUCUUCAUUUCCACAAUGCCCAUUUAUCAAAUCACACGUACAAUAUAGUUGGCCAUAACAACGUGGAAGAUGCAGAAAUGAUUGAACUAGGCUAACCAUUACUAUUCGACUAGUAGAUAGCAUUUUUGCCCAACUGCUGGAUAUUCAUAAUCCUCAGGGAGGGGUUUUAUAACUUAGAAGGAGUAGUUAGAGGGAAUGGAUGCAGUAUCCAUUAUUACAUUGGAUAUCCAGCAGUUACAUUUAGCUAAUCUUUUUUUUAUAUCUAUAUAUUGCGUACGAAAAUAUCAAUUAAUAGAUUAUGAUUUAACAGCGACGCAGCAGGUAUUUGGUAGCGCAUAGAGUAGUUGCAAUUUGAAUAUGAAUAGAUUAUCGAUAAUCCGCAAGAAAGUACAUUAUUUCUCAACUAGUUAUUACAGAUUACUUCAAUUAGCGAUAGAGUUAUUGAAAAAUAUAUCUUUUGCAUUGGAUUAUUCAUGUAAUUUUUCAAUAUUUAUAAAUAUCCGAAUCUUUAUUAAUGCAGCAGUCAUAUUAUUAUAUAUUCAUAUGACAAGAUUGUUAUUUGUACUGUGUGUGUGGUUAAAGAGAUAAGCUUUUGAAAUUUUGGAAAUAUUCAAGCAUACUGCUUGAGUCUUAAGAAACUGUAUAUUAUAGAAGCUAAAAACAUGAUCUCUCUUGAUAAUAUUUUUACAACUGAAGAUUUAUACAUACAUCUGUAAUAAUAUAAACUUAUUUUAUAUCUGGGAAAUCUAUUAAUAUUUACUGAUUAUCGUUAAUUAUUUUUUUAAUGAGAAAAGUCUCGAGAAAUGCUACCACAACCGCUCCGCCGCUCAAAAGUUCUUUUCAUAUAUACCGUACGUUAGGAGAAAAUAUUUUCAGCAGUAAUAACGUUUCCAUGGCAAUAAUGUAUGAAAUAGUUUGCCUAAAUAAUGAUCGUAGAGAUGGAGUAUAUAACGCUACAAUGGAAUUGCAUUUACACAAUGAAAGUUCCUAUACAUUGAAAAUUCGAAUACGACAUAGUUUAUAUUCUCCGGGGAACGAAAGAACAUUUUGUUAAAUGAUCAUGCGCAUCAAUAUCUUAGAAUGAGAAUCGCCAUUGUCAUUCCGUAACUUGAAAGCGGAAGGCAUGAAAUAUUAUAAUUGCAGAUGCGGACCUAUAUCCUGAGUAUAUUUUUAACUCCAGGUCAUAGGUUGUUCUUAUUGUAAGGUAUUGAUGUUAGAUCUGUUGAAAGAGAUGAAUGCCUACGUAGUUCAGUUUAUAUUUGAACAACAAGCAAGCUUAUUUUGAGCUGGCUAUAUUUUUUAAUUGGUAUGUACGUUAUAUCGCUUACGUUCGUUUAUUAUUAAAACGACAAACGCAACUCUUCGAGGUACAAAUUCAAUGUCUUCUUGCGAAAAAUACUUUUACUUUUACACAUACAUAUAUUGAAUUAACGAAAAGUUCAGAAUGGUACAAGAUGAGAUCGAGUUACCAUGGUAACAAUGUUACUGCAAAACAUGGACUUUCCAUCCGAAUGAGUAUUCCAUACUUGUUCCUUACAUGCAUUAAUGUAUCAUUUAUCGUGUACAUACAUAUAGAUAAUAUUGAUUUUACUUGCAGAACGCAGUAGGAAAAAUAGACAUAAACAAGAGUGACUGUAAAUCACUCACAAAAGCUCCAAACUACCCAAGUGUUCAGUAGGCCAUGCUAGCAGGCAAAUAUCUUUUAAUUAUUUAUAACAGAUAACCAUAGUCGAAAUGUAAUAUUGCCCAGCGUCUCUCUCUUUCUCUCAAAUAUUUUUUUGUCCGUACAUGGGAACAUCCUCCUGCAGGCAAUUGUUGCAUUUCGACUACGUCGACUACAUAAAUAAGUGCGUAUGAUAUAAAACCUGACAAAAUCACGUUAUAUACUCACAGCUGUAUUAUAUUAUAAGAGAAAUGUGUAUUCAGAGACAAUGAGAAUUUCUGAUCGGUUUUUCGGUACGUAUCUGAACACAUGUAUUUUCGACAUUGAAGCAGGAAUGUGCCUACAGAGUUGUCAAGACGCUGUUCGAAGAUUUAUAAUAUAUUACUCGACGACACACUGAAAUUUAUUAUAAGAGAGAUACCAAUUAUGUCCUGAAUUACCCACUGUCAGAUUUUGAUAGAUACCAAAACUGCUGUAAACUAUAACUGUUACCUAAGAUUUGCUUUAAAUUAAAGCAUGCCAGAAUCGUGCGGAAAAACGCUGCUCGAUAUCACUGCCUCAUACAACGUACGCGUUGUUACUUCCGCGUGAUUCCAUGUAAGUUUGUCUUGUUUAUGAAGUCAGGGCAUUUUUGCAAGCGAGAGACCGAGAGCGCGUCCAAACGUGAACGUGAAAGAAUUUUGUUGAGCCUCCUAAUUAGAUUCGACGCGUUCUCAAUGAACAUAUUGGUGCUGACGCGGUUUAUUUUGAUUUUUAUUUUUUAGGAGGAAUUAGGCGUCUUCGUUAUUGUUUUAAUGAUUAAAGUAGUCAAAUUGUUUAUAUAUACCGUGUCAUGCGAUGGUCUCGUGCUCAUUUCUAAUACGUUAGUUAAGUUCAAUCUUAAUCAAAAAAUAUAUAUAUCUAAGUUAUCUGAUUUUUUUUGCAAUAAAUGUAAACUUCCUGUACGUCAGUUCUCGUGCGAGAAUGCCAGGAAUCUGCGCCUUUUUGUUGGAUAUCACCGUCGGAUGUGUCCGGUACGAAGGAUAUUCCAAUAUAUAACGAGAACUGACCUUUUUCUGUCAUGCGCUAAGCGGAUUGAUUUGUCGAUUCGACUCGAGCUCUAUUUUGAUAGGACAGAAAUUAACAACUAUUAACGAUCAGUUCUAAGUUAUAAUGUGUAAAACAGGCAUAUUUAUUUGCAGUAUGAAUGUAUUAGUCAUUUAAGGGACGGAAAAUAUCAUCGAACGAAUAUGUAACGAAGUCUAGCCAUUAGACGGAAAAGUGAUAAAUGAUUUAUGCUUCCAUUUAAGAUUAGAUGUAGACUCUCGGGUUAACUUAUCACUGCUAUGAUUUGUAAUCCUCUAUAAAUUGUAUCCAUAAAUGCAACGAUUUGUGAAGGUGUGUCUGUGCGAGCGUAAACGCGCGCGCGCAUAUGUGCGAUGUGUGGGUCCAUGACAUAUCCUUGUCAUGUGUAUUAUUUCACUUAUUUUAGUGUUAUGUACAAUAAAUUGGGUAUAAAACUGUC
This is a messenger RNA of Temnothorax curvispinosus, 4773 nucleotides long. Its product is annotated as ribosomal protein S6 kinase beta-2-like. Lineage: Eukaryota; Metazoa; Arthropoda; Insecta; Hymenoptera; Formicidae. Gene Ontology annotation, biological process: protein phosphorylation. The record is from RefSeq and is a predicted model, not a curated record. Gene Ontology annotation, molecular function: protein serine/threonine kinase activity; ATP binding. The transcript is spliced from 12 exons. Bases 313 to 1701 code for a protein of 462 amino acids.